Drosophila willistoni is the source of this 870-nucleotide messenger RNA. Its product is annotated as ficolin-1. The record is from RefSeq and is a predicted model, not a curated record. The transcript is spliced from 4 exons. Bases 1 to 870 code for a protein of 289 amino acids. NCBI's taxonomy places the organism in Eukaryota, Metazoa, Arthropoda, Insecta, Diptera, Drosophilidae.
AUGAAAGUAUUUUACGUCGUUAUCCUUUCGAUUGCAUGGCUUGCGGUUUUGUCCAAUGCCAGUUUUAUCAAUCAAACAAAUCAUGCAUUGAAGUCCAUUGAGAAGUUUUACACAUCCUGCAAAGCGGCCAAUCCCAAGGAAAAUGGCAUCAUUACAAUCCAAGUGAAUGACCUUUGGAUGGAGGUCUAUUGUGAUGUCCAAGUGGCAGGAAACGGCUGGCUAGUAAUCCAGAGGCGAGUGAAUGCCAAAGAGAAUUUCUUUCGCGAUUGGUCCACAUAUCGUGAAGGCUUUGGCGAUCUAGAAAGCAAUUUUUUCAUCGGUCUGGAGAAACUCCAUCUCCUGACCGUGGUCGAACCACAGGAAUUGUAUGUCUAUUUGGAAGACUUCGAUGGCGAGUCACGUUAUGCCAGAUACGAUAGAUUUCUCGUUGGCAACGAAGACGAUUUAUUUGCCCUCACAAUGUUAGGCUCUUACCAAGGCAAUGCUGGCGAUUCACUUCGCUUUCAUGAAAAUAUGAAAUUCAGCACUUACGAUCGGGAUAAUGAUCUAAAUACAGGCAUGAAUUGUGCAGCCCAUUUUUUAGGUGGAUGGUGGUUCAAUCACUGUCUCCUCAGCAAUCUAAAUGGCGUCUAUUUAAAUGGCUCAUAUUCUGAUGUUAAGGAACUGCAUGCCAAAGGGACUGGUCAGGGUCUGGGCACUGGCUUUGACACUGUCCAUGGUGUUGGAUCUAGAACUGAGGAAUCGGGGGCGAUGACUCAAUUGGCUUACAAUGGACAGCUUUCAAGUGAAGGAAGCCAAAAGCUUCUUACUGUCUCCGAGACAGAGGCCGAGACCGAGACUGAGACCCAGACGGAUGGACGACGCCAAUGA